Oncorhynchus nerka (sockeye salmon) is the source of this 1387-nucleotide messenger RNA. Its product is annotated as general transcription factor II-I repeat domain-containing protein 2B-like. Lineage: Eukaryota; Metazoa; Chordata; Actinopteri; Salmoniformes; Salmonidae. The transcript has 2 exons. The coding region runs from base 54 to 968 and encodes 304 amino acids. The record is from RefSeq and is a predicted model, not a curated record.
GCCUAAUUCACCAGCAAGCACUGUGCUGCAAAGUGUUGAAGUGGGAUUCUGUAAUGAAGGUUGUGGUGUCGUGCAUAAACUUCAUCAGAGCAAGGGGACUUAAACACAGGCAGUUCCAAGAAUUCCUGUCUGAACUGGAGUCUACGCACGGAGAUGUGCUGUACUACACAGAGGUCCGAUGGCUGAGCCGGGGCAGAGUUUUGAGGCGUUUUUACGAGCUGCUACCCGAAAUUAACGCAUUUCUUCAUUUAAAAGACAAAACGGUCCCAGAGCUGAUCGACCCAGAAUGGAAAUGGCACCUCGCAUUUUUAACAGACGUGACAGAAAUACUUAACAGCCUUAACUUGCAGCUACAAGGCGAGGGGAAACUCAUUUGCGACAUGUAUUCACACAUAAAAGCAUUUGAGGUGAAAUUAGCGCUGCUUUUGGAACAAGUGAAAAAGCGCAACUUCGUCCAUCUUCCUGCUACCCAAAACCUGUCGACAGAAAAUCCAGCGGUCCCGUUCCCAGCUGAAAAGUGCUUGGAAGCACUGGAAAUGCUGAAGGCGGAGUUCGGUGUGCGAUUCAGUGAACUACAUGUUCAUGCAAAAGAAAUCCGUCUUUUUCAGAACCCCUUUGUUGCCGACAUUGAUGAAGCCCAGCCUUCAUAUCAGUUUGAGUUGGCUGAGUUACAGAACUGUGAUGUUCUGAAAGACUCAUUCAAGCCCAACAGUCUCAUUGACUUCUAUGCCGCCCUCCCAAACGACACAUAUCCAAACAUCAAAAAACACGCAAUGAAAAUGUCCACAGUUUUUGGCAGCACGUAUAUCUGCGAGAAAACCUUUUCUCGCAUGAAACUGCUGAAAACCCCGAUGAGAUCAAGAUUGACAGAUGAACAUUUGCAUCAGUGCUUGAGACUGGCUGUAACUAGAAUGGAACCUGAUAUUCAACUUCUCACCAGCCAGAUGCAGGCCCACAGUUCACACUGAUGAACAUACAUAGGGAAGUUGAUGAGAGAGAGCUGCAAACAGCGUUGUCUACAAGCCUACUGGAACCUACAAAAGGAUUAUAAGGAAGGAACACAAGAACUUUAAGAGACUGCUCAUAUGUGUCAGAGAGAUUCUGCUCUGACAACUGAGCUGAACUUUUAUCUGUUAAGAUUGUGCAUGGCACGACAGAAAGUUAAUGUUCCAUGGCUUUUUUUUCUAUGAAGAACCCAGAGAGAGUUAUUUAGUUAUUUUUUAUUUCCUGUUUUUUCUGUGAAGAACUCAGAGAGGGUUAUUUAGUUAUUAUUUAUUUCAUUAAUAGUGUUAUUAUUUGUUUCCUGACUUUUUUUCUGUAAAGAACCUGGAAAGGGUUAUUUGGUUAUGUGUGGCUUUCUGGAAAACAAUAAAUGUUUUAAGCUCCC